UGUUACCUGUUCCCUCAUUCUCUGCCCCAAUAGCCGGAGACAAUGGCCGUAUCCAGCCUCCAAUACACUAUGGGAAUCUCCAGUGGAUUCAAAGUCUAUAUCCUGGAAGGACAGCACAGCAUGCGAGACACAGACAGACUGCGCCCCUUUUCAAACCAUGCGAUCCCCGUAUACCCCAUCAAACGCAAGCACAGCCCAGAGCCGCCACAGCUCCGAAAACGGGUGCAUCCUGCCAGCAACCAGUACAGGGGAAAGGUUGCAUCAUCUCCAGUAAAUGUAAAGUCUACAGUAAGACAGCACCCUACGAUAACAAGCACCCCCAAAUUGCUGGGCCCCACUAUUUCCCUGGAAAAAGUUCUGAAGCAUUUGAUGCCUGAGAGGCGGCUGCUGGAAAAGGAGACCGUAAUACAUCAGGACGACCAACCACUGGCGUUGGUCAAGAGGCUGGAAAAGCCGAUUUCUCCCAUCAUGCUGCAGCAGAACCGACCUUCUGUAAUCACCUGCAUAUCUAAGUCCAAACCAAUGCUCCCAGUGUCGGCAGAGGAGGCAAAUCCUUCGAAGGACAGCAAAAAUCAAAUUUCUUCAAGAAUUGCUGAUGUGGAGGAACAUUUCCAGAGGAGCCUGACGUCUUGUAAGCCCCGUCCAAGCAUGCGGCCCCCGAGCCCAGGUGCCCCUCUCACAGCCCAGUCCACCAAUAUUUCUGUAGAAGAUCAUUUCUCCAAAGCUCUUGGAUCCAAGUGGUUUCUAAUUCGAGCAGCAGCCGACUCUCCGUCCUCCCCCACAAAGAGGAGCAGACAUCAGGCCUUAUAGACCUUUUCGAAACAGCCAUUUAUGGACUAAAAAAAAAACCACAAUAAAGAGACUUUGGAUUGAAAGCGCUGAAUGUGCGCCAUCUUGAAUUCCUAUGCCAUGUAAAUAUAUUUAUUGACGCAAAGACGUAUCUCACACUGGAAAGGACGUGGGCAAUCGAAGUUUCACAGUAUUUGGGAAAACUGAAGGUUUGGGUUGGGUCCUCUGAUACUACUUCAUGUAAAAUAUUGUUUUUUAAUAAAAAGUUAAAAUGGUU
Pelobates fuscus (common spadefoot toad) is the source of this 1066-nucleotide messenger RNA. Its product is annotated as transcription cofactor vestigial-like protein 4. Gene Ontology annotation, molecular function: transcription coactivator binding. Lineage: Eukaryota; Metazoa; Chordata; Amphibia; Anura; Pelobatidae. The record is from RefSeq and is a predicted model, not a curated record. Gene Ontology annotation, biological process: negative regulation of DNA-templated transcription. The coding region runs from base 43 to 810 and encodes 255 amino acids. The transcript is spliced from 5 exons.